Branchiostoma belcheri (Belcher's lancelet) is the source of this 4110-nucleotide messenger RNA. Its product is annotated as protein DENND6A-like. Lineage: Eukaryota; Metazoa; Chordata; Leptocardii; Amphioxiformes; Branchiostomatidae. Gene Ontology annotation, cellular component: recycling endosome. The coding region runs from base 4 to 1776 and encodes 590 amino acids. Gene Ontology annotation, molecular function: guanyl-nucleotide exchange factor activity. The transcript has 19 exons. The record is from RefSeq and is a predicted model, not a curated record.
AGGAUGGGUCUCAACAUGGCGGCUGCCAGAGAGGAGGAGAGUCCCGGAGGCCCGGAGUCGUCUUUUUCCCCCCACCGUCACGCCACCAGGCCUCCCCACAGCCCCACACUACCCUGGGACAGGUUCUCCAACUGGCUGCACUGUAUCUGUGUAGUCACGUUCGAUUUAGAGCUCGGGCAGGCCAUGGAGCUGGUUUACCCGGGCCACAUCAAGUUGUCUGAGAAAGAGAAAAUGAACAUUUGUUACCUGUCAUUUCCCGACUCCAACUCUGGCUGUAUGGGAGACACACAGUUCUGUUUCCGGAUACGUCAGAGUCCUGGUCGGAAGGCACCGUCACACACAGACACACACUGGGAGAGGGAAGCACCAGUCUACUUACAUCGGGACCAUGCACAUUACUAUGGUUAUGUGUACUUCCGUCAAGUUAAGGACAAGUCUUCAAGGAGAGGAUACUUCCAGAAGUCGCUAGUGCUAAUCACUCGACUUCCCUUCAACAACCUCUUCAACUUCCUGGCUGAGGUGGUGGCUCCGGAGUACUUUGACAAUGGAGAACCGUGUUUGGAGGCAGCCUGUCAUGACAUAGACCAGUGGCCCUCCCCACAGCCUGGGGAAACCCUGUCACUGCCUAUGAUGGGGAUGGUCAUUCAGGUGCGAAUCCCGUCCAAACAGGACAAGUUAGCGACGACUCCUGUCCAGGUUAUCCACCAACAGUCUACUUCUCCAAUACCUGCUCCAUACGUGCUGCCUUCGCUACAUGAAGUAGAUAUUUUCAAGUGUCUCCACCCUGUACUACCACAUGUACAGAUGUUAUGGGAACUUGUUCUCACAACAGAGCCCAUAAUUGUGAUGGCACCUUCUCCAACUGUGUGUUCUGAAACAGUUUUGGCACUUACUAGUAUGAUCUCCCCACUGAGCUUCUGUUCAGACUUCCGCCCUUACUUCACCAUCCAUGACAGCGAGUUUAAGGAGUACACCACUAAAACACAGGCUCCCCCUCCGGUGGUACUGGGAGUCACCAACCCUUUUUUUGCCAAGACGCUGCAGCACUGGCCACAUAUCAUUAGAAUAGGGGAGAUGGGGAACAUAGUUGCCGGUGGGAGACAGGUGCUCAAGACAAAGAAAAGUAGCUCUCUGAAGACAAUAGAUGCCAAACCAGGUGUAUAUACUACCUACAAGCCCUUCCUGAACAAGGACAAAAACAUCCUAAAAAGACUGCAAAAGGGUAUUGCCAGUAGAAGACCCAAUGAAGUGCAAACUGCCAUGUUGAAGAGGUAUCUUCUGGAGCUAACUCAGAGCUUCAUGAUCCCACUGGAGCGGUAUGUGGCCAGUCUCAUGCCUCUGCAGAGAAACGUGUCACCAUGGAAGCAAGCUCCACGGUUAAAACCUUUUGAGCCUGAGGAGUUUCUGAAGACUGUGGAGCACUCUGGACCGCAGCUGACGUCAGGGCUAAGAGGGGACUGGGAAGGGCUGUACAGACGUUUUUUCCGAUCGUCCAAUUUCGAGGGCUGGCUGCGUGCGCGGCAGCAGGAAGUUGACGACAAGCUGCAGGCUCUGCACCUGGAGGCCCUGUGUGAUGCAGAUCUCAGUCUGUGGAUCCAGGGUCGUCCUGAGGUGGAGGUCGUUGACCUGGUGCUCAAACUCAGGGAGAAAAUGAAGUUUGCAGCCUCCAACAGGGUGUGUGUGAAGGAGGAGGUUCUACAGCGACUCACACUGCACCUGGACGGAAUCAUCCGCGCCCUGCCUGAGGACCUGCGCUCCAUCCUCAAGUCGUCCUAACAACAACUAUCAUCCUCAUCUCAAGUCAUCCUAACAACAACUACAUCCUCACCCUGCCUGAGGACCUGCGCUCCAUCCUCAAGUCAUCCUAACAACAACUAUCAUCCUCAUCCUCAAGUCAUCCUAACAACAACUACAUCCUCACCCUGCCUGAGGACCUGCGCUCCAUCCUCAAGUCGUCCUAACAACAACACAUCCCCAGCAACCACAUCUAAACACCUUGUUUUUUAAUUGUACAGAACUUAAAAACGAUUUUAACUGAAUGCACAUGUUCAUGUACAAAAUGUAUGUAAUUGUCACUGGAGAAUUCUUCUCUAUAUGUUAAGAAAUACAACAAAAAGUCACCACAUUAUAAUUAGAAACUGUUGGAUUGUAUUUCGUUUGUGAGCAUCCUAUUUGUAGUCAUUAAAUACAUGUAAACACUGUUAUUAGUAUGACUUGAUUGGGACAUCAACUGUUGGUCAAGAAGCUACUCAUCUCUGUCAGGAAUGUAAAUCAACUCUUCUUAAGGUACAUGUAUCUAAUACAAUUUUAGGCCAGCAAACUGGAUAUAUUCUGAAUAAGGCAAUCUGUAUGAUAUUGACACAUACUGCCUCACAUUAGCAUCAGUAUUUCAUACAUUGGGCAUUUAAAACAGCACAGAAACAAGCCCAAGAUGAGUCCUUUAUUUUGCUGGGUGAUACCAAAAAAAUCAGGAUAAUACCAAUAACCAUUUUCUGUCACAGUUGGGAUACUGUUUUUCAACUUAGUUUGUAGAUAAGUGAGUGGAAUAUUGACUUUUAAGAAUACCUUUGAAGAAUAAAAUUGUAUAUCUAGUUUCAGGUAUCGUUGGAUAACAACAUGUGCCUCUAACCUCCACAUUUCAAAGCUAUGUACAUGUAUGAGAGAUCUCCUUGUGAAAUAACUUAAAAGCUUCCAAAAAUCGGGUUAAACAGUUUCUUUCUUGACAUUGAAAAAUACAUAUUGCUGUUUCAUGAUAUCUGAAUUCACUUUUGUAUCAAAUUUACUUAUUCACAGUUUUCAAAUUCCAAUGAUCUUGCCUCAUGUACAUGUGUAUGAAACCAGUUUUCCUACUGUACAUUUUAUGUUCACGAAGGUGCAUGUUACAUGUAUAUAAAGAAGUGACUGUUAAUGUAAUGGCUUUCAAACACAUCACUAAAAUGUACGAUCCUGCAUGUAACUGGUUUAUUGAUUGAUGUCUAGUAACAAAACAAAUUGUAUUUUGUAAUUUUGGUAGAAAUGGUCAAAAUCUCAUGUCAGCAAGGUGAGUUAACAAUUAUUUUACAUUUCCAGACUUUUUAGUUAAUGUAUGAUAUGUACAUAUAAUAUGAUAUGCCAUAUGUGGUCAAAAGGUUGCCAAGGAAGAGUCAAGGAAGGGACCAAACUGGUUACCUGUCAGUGCAGUACUUUAAUUGUAACACUGUUCACAGUACAUAUAUCAUCUCUUUCAAACUUCCACUUUCAGCUCAAUAUAUGUCAUUUUGAAAAGUAUUCAACAUACAUUGUAAGUAACCCUUUCAACUUUUGAAGAGGUGCCCCUUUCAUUUUCAAUGGUAAAAUGUAAAAAUUGAUUUUAGAAAGCUCAUUUUAAUUUAAAAAAUGAUGACUUGGUUUUGGUAACGUCAUUUGUGCUUAGCUGCCCAGGUGGCCUGUAUGGAACACUCCAACUUGUUAACACUGAAGCUGACAAUAUUGGAUGUUUUGUUUUAUGUGUUUGAGACGUACAUGUAAGCGGGGUCAUCUUGAGACAUCUUUGAUUGUUGCUGGAACAAAAUGUGAGAAAGUUUUAAAUGAAGUGUGGUUGUUACGUACAUGUACAUGUAUGUCUCAGUGUUUGCAAGCCUGAUGCUGGUGCAUGUAUUAGCGCUAAGGUCUCCACUGCAAUGGUUUUAAUUUUCGUUUCAGAACUGACUUCGCAGUGAUGUGCUAGUUGCACAUUGGGAUUGUUACUCAAGCAAGUGGAUAGAUUUUAAAAACUGUCAGACGCUUCAAGUAGCAUCCACUACUUUUCGCCAGUGUCUAUCCAGUUGCUUGAGUAACAGUUCCCUGGUAUAUCUCAUUAUUGGGCUGUCUAGUUGAUGUGUAAGCGGGAUCAGAGUUAACUUUAAUGUUUUUUAUUUUGUUAUAUGAUCAGUAAUGCUGGAGAAACAUUAAUAUUUAAAAAAUAGUACAAUAUAUAACCAGUGUUAUGGCUAUUAGUAGUCCAAAAGGGCACUAACAAAAUCUGUUGCCUCAAUUGUUUUACAUCACUGAGACAUUAUUUGACUUCAUUCCAGCAAUCACCUCAUCCCACCAGUUUAUGUCACCGUCCCUGUAUCUUCUUAGGGUACUGAA